GCAUUGAUGUGACGAGUGAACUUCAGCCAUAAGUGGGAUCCGAUGUGUGGAUGUAGUUCCAGUGAGGACUGCCACUGCUCUGUUUCUACUUCUUCCACACAGAGAUCGGCUCAGGCUGCAGUGGGGGACGCUGCUGACUCCUCAUGUGUCCAGCAGCUGGUUCUUCUUUGUCUUUUCGGGUCCGUCACUGGUGUCCAGGCUCCUGGGGUUUGUAGGGAGAGGCAGAAAAACGUCCUCCCUUCUCAGAGAUGCUCCGGGUCCAUUUGAAAGACACCUAACUCCAGAUCCAGACUUCAAAACAGAGGGAGACCUUUACCAAAAUGUGGACAUGACCAGCAGUCUGUUGUGGGUGGAUAUUUUAUGUGGAUCUCAGGACCCACAGAUGAAGUUUCAGCCUGAAUCAGAUGCACCCAUCUGGGUGCUGUGUGAGUUUUUGGGCCUAAAGAGGGCUGUAAACAGGAGGAGCCUUGAGGGACAUCGUAAAAAUUUUAUCGGGAAGUACUUCUGCCAGGAAAGAAAGACUUGUUCAUUGAGUCGGACCUGAUGAGUCCUCUGGAUCGGAUCGCUAACAUGUCGACCCUAAAGCAACAUGACAUCGUCAAACUGUACAAAGUGGAGUACAAAGCAACAGUGAGCCUGUCCGAUCAGCUCUGCUUUCUGAUCAGACCCAGAAUCCAGACAGUGAAGUGGAUUUGUGAUGUGGUCAAUGCAGACAAAGCAGUGGGAAGGUUCAGAAGAUACAAGAUCAUCUUUACCCCUCAGAGGUUCUUUGCAUGUGAGGCGGUGCUGGAGGAGGAGGGCGUCUUUGGCGACGUGACCACAGACGAGUGGGCCUUCUACCUCCUCCCCCUUGAUGAUGACAUCUUAAGUAUGGAGCUGCCUGAGUUCUUUCACGACAAUUUUCUGGCAGGAGAUCAGCGGUGGCUGAGAACAGUAGGGGGCGCUCUGCACCUCCUCCACUCGGUUUACGGCCCGUUCUCCAAGCUGUACGGGAUUGGCUCCUGUUCCCAGAUGACGUACGAGUGGUGGAGGGAGCAGGUGGAGCAGGGAGAACAAGGAGCUCGUCCUGCUGAGAUUGGGAGUGUCUUUCUCAUUGACCGAGACGUAGACUUCGUCACUCCUCUGUGCUCACAGGUGGUGUACGAGGGGCUGCUGGACGACAUUUUUCGGAUCAAGUGUGGCUGCGUGGAGUUUGGUCCAGACGUCACCUCCUCUGACAGAAGUGUGAAGGUCAUGCUGAACUCCCAGGAUAAGGUCUUCAAUGAAAUCCGAAACGAACAUUUCUCCAACGUCUUUGGUUUCCUCAGCCAGAAGGCCAGGAACCUGCAGACUGCAUACGACAAGCGUCAGGGGAUGGACAUCAAGCAGAUGAAAACGUUUGUGUCUGAGGAGCUGAAAGGACUGAAGCAGGAGCACCGGCUGCUCAGCCUGCACAUUGGUGCUAGUGAGUCCAUCAUGAAGAAGAAGACAAAGCAGGACUUCCAAGAGCUGCUGCAGAGAGAACACUGUCUACUUGAAGGCUUUGAAAUCCGUGAAAGCAUUUCCUUCAUAGAGGAGCACAUCAACAGACAGAUCUCCAUGAUGGAAAGCCUGCGGAUGCUGUGUCUUCUGUCCAUCACAGAGAACGGACUGCUGCCCAAAGACUAUCGCUCUUUGAAGACGCAGUACCUCCAGAGUUAUGGCUUUGACCACCUGCUCACCUUCUCCAACCUGAGGCAGCUGGGGCUGCUGGUGGAGCAGCAGGGGGCGGAGACGCUCACCGUCAUGGAAAGCAAAGUGGGAAAGCUGGUCAACGACAAAACGGCAGGGAAGAUCACAGACGCCUUCUCCUCUUUGGCUAGGAGAAGUCAUUUUCGGGCUCUGAGCCGGAAGCUGAAUUUGGUGCCAAAGUCGGAUGAGGAGUAUGACCUGCGCGUUCCUAAAGACAUGGCUUAUAUCUUCAGCGGUGCCUACGUGCCUCUGAGCUGCAGACUCAUCGAGCAGGUGCUGGAGAGGGACGGGUGGGCGGGGCUUGAAGACGUCACCAGGCUCCUGAAUGGCCACGAAUUUGCUGUGACAGGGGGCAGCAGAGCUGAACCCAACAGCGAUGCCCAGCGCCUGGUUCUGGUCCUGUUCCUCGGAGGAUGCACCUUUUCAGAGAUUUCAGCGCUGCGCUUCCUGGGCAGAGCAAAAGGUUAUAAAUUCAUCGUUGUCACAACUGCAGUGACCAACAGCUCCAGACUGUUGGAGGCUCUGCUGGGAAACCACGCCUGACUCCACCCUCAGCCGCCCCUCUGGGACCGGUCCGGGUACCCCUGUACAGGAUCCGCUGUGGAUCCAUGUGGGUCUGUCUGCCUCACACUACAGAUGAAAUAAAUGUCUUUAGUAGCUUCAUUAGCUCACCUGUCUUCAAACCAUCAUCUAUACUGAAGUAUGGAGACAGAAGACUUAUUAUGGGAUCUCAGGCUGAAUCCAAAUGGCUUCUCCAUCCCCCUACAUCGAUCCCGUAAGGAACAAAGAGCCUUUUCAAAUGCUGACAUUAAUCACUCGAUGACAUCAUCAGUGGUCGCCGGUCUUCUAGUUGCUACCAGCGCUCAGAAAUACAGAACAUGGGUUUUAUAGCUUCAAAAAGCCAUGCAACAUCGAAAACGAUUCAUCAUUAUUGAUCAUUAAUCAGACUUACAUGUAAACGUCUGAGCUUCAGAACACACCACAUAAAGAAAUGCCGCUCUCCUCCACGCCACAGCGUGACAGGAUCACCCCACUGGUGGAGGGAUACCCAUCCCUGAGUCGCUGCGUCUCCUCCUUAAAAACAUCAAAUGCCCCCACAGUUGGAGAAAUGGGGAGGAGCCAGAAGGGUAGGGGAUGAAUUCAGUUUCGGCCCGAACUUGAACGUUUUAUCAACGUUUUUAACUGGAAGUUGGAGUGUGAUGUGAAACAGGAAACAUAAACUUCCUCUUUGUUCAAACCACAGGAACUACUUUGUCUUCCACCUGUAAAAGUGAUGUGUAAUCUGGUUGGAUAUAAUCCCAGGAAUCACGAGUUUAGUCUGACAGGAUGGACAAAAGACUAGAAUGACCGAUAACCUUAUAACGUCUGAUGGAGCAUUUAAACACACUUAGGUGCAGGAGCCAGGCGGGGGGGACACCAAAAGGCUUUGCCCCUCCCAUGUUCUUGGUCUUAAACAGCCUGUAACAUGCAAAACCAGUUUUUCAGAUUAUUAUUUGUUACCUUUAUUUGGGAGCCCUGGAAUAUUGCAAUGUUCAUUCCUCUCCUCCUCAUUCCCAUCCAAGCGGUUUUGGAUCCAUUCACGCAUCUCUGAGUGUUCCUCUACAAACCGGCUCUCUGAGCCCCUCCCAUCCCACCAGGACGAGCUGACGUGGAUAAGGAACCGCCCCUUCCAGGAAGAGUCUGCUGCCAGCCCCGCCCCCAGGCCAACACCGGCUGCCCCCUGACCUGCUAAACAUUGGCUCUGUCCCACGAUUCACCAGGAAACUAAAAACAACCUUUUCCAACUUGCAUAUUUCCUCCCAUAACUUAAAAUUCCUGGCCUGUUUUAAAGUGCAUAUUUUACUGUACAUUUUAUUGCUUUUUUAAAUUAUUUUUAACCUUCACUGUUUUAUGUACGGCGACCUUGGGUUCCUGGAAAGGCGCCUAACAAAUAAUAUGUAUUAUUGUAAUAACUUUAUUAAUAACGCACACCGGUUUCCUGAGUGGUGUUUGACAUAACACUUUAAAGUUUGGAUGUUUGUUUUCCGGAGAAAAACCAGGCAGACUAUGAUGAUGUCAUGAAAUGGGCGGCACCCAGACGGAGAGAAAGUCGGAGCCUCAGAGAGCGAGUCGUCUUACUUAUGGUUAGGAAAGAACCCAGCAAAAUACUCAAACUAAUCUUUAAUUAAAAAAAUGUUUUUAAAGUACCAAAAUUAAUAAAUAAUCAAAUAUAUGGAUGUUGUUUACCAUAAAAGGCUUAAGAAUAAUAUGCUACAGGCCCUUUGAUGAAUGAUGAAUAGAGAAUAACUGUGAGCUGUUAGUGAAUGUCUUAGUUUUGUUAUUGUUUUUUUUUUUUUUAUACAUAUGUAUAACACUUUGAGUUACAUGUGUAAAAAGUGCGUUAUCAAUAAAGUUUGAUUUGAUUUAAUUUGAGGUAAUUGGAAUGAUUUGCAUUUCAAUCAUCUUAAUAAAAUAACUUCUGAUAGAGAAAAUGAAUGUUUUAACUGUGAGAAACAAACUAAAUCAGUUUUUUCAGGAAAUGUUUCUUAGAUCCAAAGGUUUAAACUGACAGCAGAAACGACGAUGACUGUCGGAUCUGCACAGAAUCAGACAGUUGACCUGAACUGUCCUCUCUGUAAACACCAGAAACUAUCAGUCACCCAUUGAAACUGAUAUUACUAAAAGGUUUUGGACAGAAUGAACACGUUUUAGAAAUCACACAUUUGAUUCACACUUUCACAUGAAAUUUGAAUCAAUCAUAUUUGGUCUACAUGAAAAGAACACAAAUUCAAACAUAAAAUUAUAAGUAAUUUUUCACAAAUCAGGAUUUUCUUCACAACUUUUUUCCCUGUAAUAAUUAAAGAAUUAUAAACUUUAUUUACAUAUUAUUUCUAAUUGUCUAAACAAAAAGCCAUUGAAAACUGUCGGUCUUUGAACAUAUUCAAUGUGGUUUACAAUGUUUCUGUUGUUCCUGUCGUUCUUGUUCUCUAUGUUUUGAACAAUAAAGCAUUUACAAAACAAAA
Molecule: messenger RNA, 4712 nt
Organism: Oryzias latipes (Japanese medaka)
Lineage: Eukaryota; Metazoa; Chordata; Actinopteri; Beloniformes; Adrianichthyidae
Gene: vps33b
Product: VPS33B late endosome and lysosome associated
Biological process (GO): vesicle-mediated transport
Source: RefSeq, a predicted model, not a curated record